GCCUCACUUGUAAAGAUGGCGGUGCCGAUGAAAUGGAAGAAGAUUCAAGGCACAUCAGGACCAAAUCCGCGUCCACGUCAUGGGCAUAGAGCUGCUGUAAUAAAUAAUAUGAUAGUUGUAUUUGGAGGUGGUAACGAAGGAAUUGUAGAUGAACUGCAUGUAUACAGUAUAAGCAACAAUCAAUGGUUUACCCCAAAUGUUCAAGGCAACAUUCCUGCUGGAUGUGCUGCUUUUGGCUGUGCGAGCCAUGGCAAUAAAAUGUACAUAUUUGGUGGUAUGAUAGAAUAUGGGAAAUACUCAAAGGAAGUGCACGCAGAACCUUCGAACUACCAGUGGGAAUGGACACGAAUAAAUCCGAAAUCGCCUGUAAAUGGUCCACCUCCUUGCUGUCGUCUUGGACACAGCUUCGUGAUAGUGGAUAACAAGAUUUAUAUGUUUGGCGGAUUAACUACUUUGGAAGAAGAAGGAAAAGAAAACGUUCAUAGAUAUUUGAAUGACUUGUAUAUUCUCAAUCUGGCGGAUGAAAAAUAUCCGAAAUGGGAAAUUCCUGAAACUUUCGGUACUAUUCCUUCACCUCGAGAAUCACAUAUAUGUAUAGUUAAGCAAAAUCGAGAUGAAAGUCAGCCGAAAUUGUUGAUUUACGGUGGCAUGAGUGGAAAUCGUUUAGGCGACAUUUGGAUUCUAGAUAUUGCAUCAAUGACUUGGUCUAAACCCGAAAUACAUGGAAUUCCUCCAUUACCUCGCAGUUUGCAUUCAGCUGUUGUUGUGGGCAGAAGGAUGUUAAUUUUUGGAGGGUGGGUACCAAUGGUUUCCGAUGAUAACACUAACAGAGAUGAAACCAAAUCAAUGUCCCAUGAGAAAGAAUGGAAAUGUACUAAUACGUUAGCGUCGCUCGAAUUAGAUACUAUGAGUUGGGAAAAAAUCGACAUGGAUAUAUCAGAAGAUAACGUACCUCGAGCGAGAGCUGGACAUUGCGCUAUAGCAGUUAAUUCAAGAUUAUACAUAUGGAGUGGACGUGAUGGUUAUAGAAAAGCUUGGAAUAACCAGGUUUGCUGCAAAGAUAUGUGGUAUCUAGAAUCAGAAAAACCAAAAGUUCCUUCGAGGGUGCAGCUCGUAAGAGCAAGUAUUAAUAGCUUGGAGGUUUGUUGGAGUGCCGUUAGGUCAGCCGAUUCUUAUUCACUGCAACUGCAGAAAUUUAAGUUUUCUACAAGUGAUGGUCUUUCGAAUUCACAACGGUCAAAUAACCUUACCUUAAGCGCUAAUCCUUUAAAAACA
Trichoplax adhaerens is the source of this 1275-nucleotide messenger RNA. RefSeq lists its product as uncharacterized. The annotation marks the transcript as partial. The record is from RefSeq and is a predicted model, not a curated record. The transcript is spliced from 10 exons. NCBI's taxonomy places the organism in Eukaryota, Metazoa, Placozoa, Uniplacotomia, Trichoplacea, Trichoplacidae. Gene Ontology annotation, biological process: regulation of DNA-templated transcription; chromatin remodeling. Gene Ontology annotation, molecular function: transcription coactivator activity; protein binding. Gene Ontology annotation, cellular component: histone methyltransferase complex.